Messenger RNA from Nilaparvata lugens (brown planthopper), 3414 nucleotides. Its product is annotated as TBC domain-containing protein kinase-like protein. Lineage: Eukaryota; Metazoa; Arthropoda; Insecta; Hemiptera; Delphacidae. The transcript is spliced from 11 exons. Gene Ontology annotation, molecular function: GTPase activator activity; ATP binding; protein kinase activity. The record is from RefSeq and is a predicted model, not a curated record. Bases 377 to 2878 code for a protein of 833 amino acids. Gene Ontology annotation, biological process: activation of GTPase activity; protein phosphorylation.
AUACUGUGGCAGUGGCACAGCACAGAAGAGUAAAGAAAAGUUGGUUAUGUUUCUGACUCUGACUUACUGUACUGUGUUUAUCAACGAAAUUGAUCUGAAAUUGAAUAGUUUACUCAUUUAAAUUAAAUCAGUUGAAUCUUUUCUUUUAAUAUAAACGUAUCAUAACGUACAACCAUUGAUUAUUCACUUAUUUAAAGGGUACAAAAGUAGAUUAUACCUAAGUUAUUUGGUACUGCAAUUAAUAAGCUUAUGAAUUCACGUUUCUGUUCAACGUACAGAUCUGCAUUUACUUUUCAUUUAUCAAAUUCAAUAGAAAGUGUGGAAAGUUCAUGGUUUUUAUUUAUUAUUGAAAUGAGAUAAGAUUUUUCAAUUCAAAAUGGAGAGCGGCGCUCCUUUAUUUGCUGGAAUGACGUUUUUGGCAAUGCGUCACUCUGGUGAACUAUGUGGCAGUAAUGGCCUUCCUUUGACUCCGAAUUCCAUCACAAUCUACGGCCGAGCACAGAUGCUAAAAAAGCUUGAACAUCCCAAUCUCUGCUCUUAUCUGGAUAUCAUAAGAGGAAAACAUGAAAGAACUAUUGUUGUAAGCGAGUAUCACCGGAAAACAUUGAAACAUAUGAAGAAUCUGAAUGUUGGACAAGCAAUUGGAAUUGCGAAAAGUAUAUUAGAUGCUUUAUCAUACCUCAAUUCUCACAGAAUCGUCCACCGCUGCCUUAGUCCUGAGAACAUUCACGUAGAUUUCGAUGGUAAUAUCAAACUCCUCAAUUACGGAUUGUAUUACAUGACUGGUGGCGGAGCAGACGUUUCAUUUCCCAUUGGAUCACCCAAAUACACCGCACCCGAAGUAUUUCUCAUGUCCAAUUCGAAACAAAAAUCGUGCCAAUCUGGCCCCAAAGUCGACAUUUGGUCAUUGGGUAUGAUCAUGGUUGAUAUUCUUCUUGGAUGCAGUCUUUGGUCAGAUUUGAAACUGGGACAAUGCUUGAGAAAAGUGCUUUCACUAUUGCAUUGUGAUGGAAGUGUAUUUGAAAGACUUGCUAGAGAAGCUGACAGAAUGGAUGUCUAUCAGGGUCUUGAUGACGUGGUUAAAGAUUUUGUAAAUUUAUGUCUUACAAAAAAUCCUAGAAAUCGUCCAACAGCUAUGCAGCUUAUUGACCAUCCUCUAUUUCUAGAAAAUUAUGAGAAAUUGGAUUCAAACAUGGAUGAUGCCUCUAUGGAUUCGUUUCAAUCGUGGAAGAAGAAUAGAUUGAGUGAAAGAUCAUUAUCAGAGCUGUACUGCAUGUGGCGCCUAGCUGGAGGUGACGUUCCUGGUGAAAUGAAGAAACAGGGACUAAUCAGAAACAAAGCACCCAUUCUAUCGCUUCCAAACCUUGUUCUGCUGGAGGGAACAUCAUUCGGACAAUGUCGAGAUCAAGCAAUGUUGUUGGAUCUGAGAUUAGUUGCCUUACCUAUGAGUUCUCUUGUGCAGAGACUGAAUCACCUUCCCGUCACUGCUUUUUAUCCUUUGAUUGAAGUCAAAUCAGAUAUAAUUGGUGUUGAUGAACAAAGCGAUGCUGAAUCCCUUCCUCUGGUGAUUCGAGAGCGCGACACCGAAUACCAGUUCCGGAGGAUAGUUCUCUACGACAGUCUGUUGAAGGGUUAUCCUUACAAGAGACCUGCAAUACUGAAAGAAGCCCACAAAGAUAUUCCUCCUUUCUUCAGAGGCAGGUUGUGGGCCGCUCUGCUGGAUAUUAGAGGGGACAUCGAGAGCAAAUAUAUUUCUGUUGAUAAAGAAACACCCACAGACACCGAUCGACAGAUCGAGGUCGAUAUCCCACGGUGUCACCAGUACAACGAACUACUAUCAUCCUGUGAAGGACAUAAUAAAUUCAAGCGUGUUUUAAAAACAUGGGUCGUCAGUCACCCUCAGUACGUUUACUGGCAAGGACUUGAUUCACUGUGUGCUCCAUUCCUGUUUCUAAACUUCAAUGAUGAAGCCCGAGCAUAUGCGUGCUUGUCAGCGUUUGUUCCCAAAUAUCUGCAUAACUUUUUCCUGAAGGAUAACUCUGCCGUGAUCAGAGAAUACCUAGCCAAAUUCUCCCACUUGAUAGCAUUCCAUGAUCCUGUGCUCGCUAAUCAUCUCCAUGACAUCAAUUUUGUUCCGGAGCUGUUUGCAAUCCCUUGGUUCCUGACGAUGUUCUCUCACGUUUUUCCGCUGCAUAAGAUCUUCCAUCUGUGGGACAAGCUGUUGUUGGGCGAUGCCUCGUUCCCUUUGUACGUGGGUCUGGCGAUUCUGCAGCAGCUGAGGGACACUCUGCUUCCGUCCGGCUUCAACGAGUGCAUCCUCCUGUUCUCCGACCUGCCAGAGGUCGAUAUAGAAAAGUGUGUGAACACGUCGAUCGAGCUCUACUGUAAUACUCCUCGCAGCAUAACCUAUCGAAGCCAUGAGCUGCCCUGCAAACAGCGGGCUGUUGACUUGGACCCGAAUCUGGAAAUGAGUCCUCUGACGGUCGCCCAGUUGCAGAACGAGUUCAGUCCCCGGAUCAGUGGCACCGACCUCCUUCAACUGCUCAACUCCAAAGCCACUCGUCCCAAAGUACUGAUUAUCGAUGUGAGGGAUCACGACCUCUAUAAGGAAGGAGCCAUCAUGUGCAGCAUCAACAUUCCUCUCGGCUUCAUCGAUUUCGAAACCGAGGAUUACGAUUCAGCCAUACCAUCUUGCCCAGAGCUCAGUGUUCUUUGUAAUUUCAAGGGUAAAAUAAUCAUUUUAGCAGGAGAUGAUCCAGCUGAAACUGCUAAAUUUUGUCGAGUAUUAGUUAGACGCAAUUUCUCUCAUGUUUGUUGCCUUCAUAACAGUAUUGAUGCUCUCAAGGGAAAGGGGAUAAUAGGUCCUGUUUUAAUAUAAUUGAAUCUUGAUAUUCAUACUGUUGAACAGUAAUUUAUAGAUCAAAAUUAUGUAAUGUCUACAUAAUUAUGUACCCUACUUACUGUAUAUUAUUGAUUUUAAAAAGAUCUACAUUCAUAAUACAUAUUGUAUAUUAUUCAUUUAUUCCAUAUUGUAAAAUACAACAUUUAUAUUUACUAUUAUAUUCCAUAUAGUAUUUAUACAGGUCUCAAUCUAAUAUUUUAAGUAGGAUUUUUUAUUGAAGAUUCUAUGUGAUACCGUAAUCGUAUUUGUUGUAUGAUUUAUGUACAAAAAUGAUACAAUUAUAAAUAAAUAAAUACUGCAGAAGAAUACUCAUUAAAAAUGUUAUAUUAAUAUUUGUUGUUUUUUAUGACACCUUUAGACAUCUAUGGGAUGUAAGAUGGAUGACCAGAUGGAUGUAAGAUGGGUGGUGCAUAGACCUGCGAAUUUUGAUGGGUUCUGAACCAUUAGAUCAUUAUAAAUCCCCUCUUAGUGAGAGUCUUAUGUUAAAUUUUUGAAAUUGACUAGCAAGGCCA